AUGAGGGUGUUCCUUGCCCGCUUUUGUCUUCUGCGUGGGGGUUCGCGCCUCUCAAGAUACACAGCCAGACAAAUAUGGCGACCGCUCAUCCAACACUUGCCAAAGCGAGGGCCAGUGAUUGGCGGGGUGCUCAUGGCCGCGCUCACACCCGGCGCAUUUCUCAAGCUGGCGGAGGAUUCGGAUAGCCAUGAAAAGACCGGGGAGAUGCAGAUGCUCGAGGCUUCACGUGAAGAAAUUCGGAAAAAGGUACCAUCAAACGCGCAAGGCCUCACAAGGGCCUGCCAGUCACUCUGGCUUUUCUGGUACUGCUAUGUCUAUGAUCCCAUCGCGACCGGAUUACGUUUUCUCCACCUUGCUGUUAUUUUUAUUCCAGUUGUUGCCACAGUUCCUAUCAUUUGGUUAGGGCCAAAGGUUGAAUGCUCUAGUAAUACGCGCAAAGGGACGCUAUGGUGGUAUAAAUUCCUCGUGAGGUCGAUGGAGCACGCUGGGCCAGCUUUUAUCAAGCUUGGCCAAUGGGCUGCUUCGCGUACCGAUAUCUUCCCCCCGGAGAUGUGCGCAAUUAUGUCUUCGCUCCAUUCAAAUGCACCUGCUCACUCACUUCAAUCAACGAAACAAACAAUUGAGAAGGCGUUCAAUGGUAAACCAUUCGAAGAAAUAUUUGAGGAGUUCCAAGAAGAACCCCUCGGGGUUGGAGCCAUUGCACAAGUGUAUAAAGCGAAGCUGAGACCAAGCUUAGCAACUAUUGAUCAGGAGUCGAGUCAAGAGCUGAUCUCACUAAAAGAAAAAGUGAGGAGGAAUGUUGAUGUUCUGGUAAAGAGCUCUCCACAGAGAGUACCUUCAUCCUAUGUGGCCAUCAAAGUCUUGCAUCCCAAAGUCGAAAAAAUGAUUCACCGCGACCUGCGGAUAAUGUUAUUUUUUGCAUCAUUGAUCAACGCUAUUCCCUCUAUGCACUGGCUUUCCUUUCCCGACGAAGUCCAGCAGUUUGGUGAAAUGAUGAAACUUCAACUUGAUUUGCGCAUCGAGGCUACAAACCUUGUCAUCUUCCGCGAAAAAUUCAAGACUCGCACAACAGCUUGGUUUCCGUACCCGUAUAUGGAUUACACCACACGUGAGGUGCUGGUCGAGGAAUUUGCGCAGGGUAUUCCUCUAGCUACAUUCCUUGACAUCGGAGGCGGGGUUUACCAGCAUGAGAUUGCCAACGAGGGCUUGGAUGCUUUCUUGCAUAUGCUUUUGAUCGACAAUUUUGUGCAUGCCGAUCUUCAUCCUGGGAACAUUAUGGUUCGUUUUUACAAGCCCAGCGAACUUGACCUAUCUCUUCAGAGGCAUUCGCGUGCUACAGAAGCCCCCACCCGCGCAGAUGUCGACGUUACGGAAGCAGUCCUCGCACGAUUACGUCCACAUCUCGCAAGGAAACAAGACUGGGAGUCUGCGCUUACCAGACUCAAUGAUGAAGGCUAUCGUCCACAACUAAUAUUCAUCGACACUGGCCUCGUCACACAAUUGAAUGAUACCAAUCGUGGAAAUUUUCUUGACCUAUUCCGGGCCAUUGCCGAAUUCGAUGGCUACCAGGCGGGCCGUCUGAUGGUCGAGCGUUGUCGCACCCCUGAGGACGUCCUUGAUCCCGAUAUUUUUGCCUUGAAAAUGCAGCAUCUCGUUUUGAGCAUUAAAUCUCGUACAUUUGCGCUUGGUAACAUCAAGAUUGGGGAUGUUCUGAGUGAGGUCCUAACGAUGGUUCGUGGCCACCAUGUUCGAUUUGAAGGCGACUUUGUGAACGUGGUUAUCUCUUGUCUCCUCCUCGAGGGUAUUGGACGGAGCCUCAACCCAAAUCUGGACCUUUUCAAGAGUGCGCUUCCCAUUCUUCGACAACUUGGAUCUGGCUCCAACUUCCUGCAAACCGUCCGCUCAGGCGACACCUCUAUGCUCCGGGUAUGGGUAGGUCUAGAAGCCCGUGGGUUGCUACAGGCCAGUAUUGAAAGCGUGGAGCGAUGUGUCAAGUAUGAUCUACUGUCCCCAAACAUCUAG
Molecule: messenger RNA, 2022 nt
Organism: Penicillium macrosclerotiorum
Lineage: Eukaryota; Fungi; Ascomycota; Eurotiomycetes; Eurotiales; Aspergillaceae
Product: ABC1 kinase family protein
Exons: 3
Coding region: 1-2022 (673 amino acids)
Cellular component (GO): mitochondrion
Source: RefSeq, a predicted model, not a curated record